CUCCAAGGGAAUAUUACCAUCCAUAGCAACAAAUACAACAAAGAAACCUACACCAACAAUAUUAACAAGAUAACCACGAAUCGUCGCAAUGUCGAAUCCAAACGAUCCUCCCCUCGAUGAGAUCCAAUGGCGCUCUCCUAUGGCGAUUCAGCAGAUGGGCGGCCUGCACAACAACACCAUCCUCUUCUACUUCGCAGAGUCGCCCUUCUUCGAGCGCACGUCGAACAACGCCGUUGUAUAUAACCAAGCCAUGAAUGUACCAUCGAUGUAUCCAGUCAUUCAGACACGCGAAGCCUUCGAGACACAUCUCAACACCAUGUCGGGCCUUGAAUUCAGGGUUGUAGAAGAACCUGCUGAGACUGGCCCUGGAGCUGGUACAGGUGUAUGGGUCAUUCGCAAGCAAACGAGACGAAAGUCGGCAUAUGACGACGAUGAGAUUACUGUUCACGCCACAUACUUUGUCGUGGGGGAGAAUAUCUACAUGGCACCAACUCUUAGUGCCAUUCUUUCAGCAAGAAUUUUGACUAUAUCUUCACAAGUUACCAAUGCUGUGACAACUGCUGAGUCAGUCAGAAAAUGGGGUCCCUCUGUGGGUAAUUUUUACCAGCUCCCAUCAGCCAAGACGUCAACAAAGCCAAAGAUCCAGAACUCUGCAGCGGCGACCCCAAUGCCUGUAUCAGACGAAGCCAGCAAAGCUCCGACUGCCCCUACAGCAGCCGCGCAGAAGGAUGACGAGAAGUCUCUGGAAAGACUUGCAGAAGAGUCUUUCAUGAUUCACAUGAAGUACGGCGGCGAAUACAUCGACGAGAACCCUAUCACAGGUCGCCCAGGAGAGUUCCACCUUACAACAACAGGCCGCAAACCACCACAAAUUGCAAAGACGGAUGGUCCCAUCAGGAGUAUUAAUGCGCCAACAAUCAACACAAAGGUCGAUGAUAAGAAGGAGAGCAAGGAGAGAACACCCAAAUCAGCGACUGCCCCCAAGCCUAGGCGUAAGAAGAGCAAAAUGGUAAAUUCUACUAGCACACCAGCUGCGUCUUGAAUUAUUACCAGCAAGGGAUUGGCGUUGACGUAGGGGAAAAAGUUGUCUUUAGUGUUUAUACAGUAAUUUGAUACCCCAAUACAGUUCAUUAUUGUGCUC
Messenger RNA from Fusarium redolens, 1141 nucleotides. Its product is annotated as MED6 mediator sub complex component-domain-containing protein. NCBI's taxonomy places the organism in Eukaryota, Fungi, Ascomycota, Sordariomycetes, Hypocreales, Nectriaceae. Gene Ontology annotation, biological process: regulation of transcription by RNA polymerase II. Gene Ontology annotation, molecular function: transcription coactivator activity. Bases 89 to 1042 code for a protein of 317 amino acids. The record is from RefSeq and is a predicted model, not a curated record. The transcript has 2 exons. Gene Ontology annotation, cellular component: core mediator complex; mediator complex.